This is a messenger RNA of Diaporthe citri, 2778 nucleotides long. RefSeq lists its product as uncharacterized. The record is from RefSeq and is a predicted model, not a curated record. The coding region runs from base 1 to 2778 and encodes 925 amino acids. Lineage: Eukaryota; Fungi; Ascomycota; Sordariomycetes; Diaporthales; Diaporthaceae. The transcript is spliced from 2 exons.
AUGGCCGCUACCAUGGGAUCGCGACCUGGCUCGACAGGAUCCGCGCCUGCCCAUCACCCAUCUCUGCCCGCCUCCCCAACCCUCACUAACCCGGACAUGAUCCUGCCCGACUACCCCGACUACGACCGGUCCCCUUCGCCAGUUCGCCUCGACUCAAACCGUCCCCAGUCGCCUCUGACCAUGUGGAGGAACGCCCAGGCCGCCGGUGCAUCAUCAAGCGACAACAACAACAUCAACAACAUGCUGUACAACCAACAGUUCACCGGUUUUGCUUCUGCCACUCCCGCGACGCCAAUCAUCUACGGGAACGGGACAAUGCUCUCAGACAUCGGCGAGGUCACCGAGGCUGAGAGCACGCCCGGGAGGCCCUCACCUCCUCGGCACAUCCCUGUCCGGGUCUCACCUUACGGGACGGGAGAUAGCGAGAGCGAUGCUGCUCUACGAUCUUCACCGACGAUGGGCCAGCGCGAGAGUAUUUCAGCUAUCAAGAAGAAGGCAAAGGAACAGGCCGCAGCACAACGAGACCGCCGCUCCUCAACCGGCAGCGACAGCACAGUCACCGACCACCAUGACCAGGCCAACCUAUUUGCAGACUUUAGUGACGCUGUCAGUGUGGGAGGCGACAGCGUCUUCCAGGGCGACGAUGAGGAGAGCAUGGCUAGUUCCUAUGUUGAGGAAUCGGACGUUACUGGCGCGUCAGAUGUGCAGAGUAGUGUGCCAGUGAGCCUCUCUUAUGAGAGCAGACAAAAGUACUCGACCGCCCAACUGAGCAGGAGGGCUGAGCACAUUCUUGCUAAUGCGAAAAGGAGAUUGACGACUAUGGAGGACAAUCUCACGAGGGCUCGGACCUCACUGGCUGUUGCAACUUACUCGUCCGGUUCCAAUGGCUCAACUCCUUCUCCGCCAAUAGCACGGGCGACGUCUGCACUCUACAUGUCGACAACGUCUCCUUCAUCGCCCGCUCUCUCGGGUCACAGCAGAAAGGGCAGUGAUAAUUCCCUGCGCAUCGGCUUGCCUAUCAAGGUCUACCCGCAGAGGUCGUCGAGUGUCAUUGGGCUCCCCAGUGCCAGGCAGCCGCUGACCGUUUCUAAGAGUGCGGAUCAGCUGAACGGCCAGUACAAGAGGGCGUCGUACAUAGUGCGUGAGGCACCACUCGAACCGCUCAGCGAAGACGAGGCAUCACAGUUGUCGAGUCGGGCCCACCUCGACCCAUCAUAUAGGCACUCUUCGAUCACGAGUCCGACAUAUGGGGGUGGUAGCGAGCGAGGUCUCGCCCGGUCCGCCUCGGUAACGCAAAUGAGGGACAUCAAGGACCAAGUCAACGACCUCAAGGGCAAGAUCUCCAGCUUGCGGGAGCAAGCGCGGGCUGACAGCCUCAAGAGGAGGAGCAUGCAGAGCUUACGCACGCCGAGUCCCUUUACCUACUCUCGAAUUGGCCAGUGGGCAGGGGCGUCGGACUCGACAGUGGGCUCUGACACCAGAUCGGACGGUGACCCUGAUAAGCUGGGGCAUUCAAGCGACGAGACCGCGAGUGUCGGCAAGGACAGUGCCGUGAAUGUCGGCGAAAUAGGCGACGACGACGGAGGAAGUAUAUACAGUGUCGAGAAUGUUCAACACGCGGGCCAUGGCCAAGCUGCACAACUGGACCGCGACAGCGAAGCCGCACUCCGGGCGGAUGGCUUCGUCAACGUGGAAGACGACGACGACAUGUUCACCGAGAACGGCGAUGUAGACGAGGACGAGCUGGAAGAAGUUUUUGACUCAGUGAGCGAAGGCGGGGACUCGCUCUAUCACGAGGCUGUGCAGCACCAAGUCUCACACGAGGACCGAGAGGACGCCUUCGAUUACGAGCAUUUCUUUCUUCAUAGUGCCAUGGGUACGAUCAGCCAGCGCAUGGCCCGCCGCGACAGUAACGCCAGCUACACCUCAGAAUCGUCGAUCGAGACUACCAGGGGUCCGAUUACGGAGAAUCAACAGAAGAGACCACAGCAUUCCAGGCGAGGCAGCGAGGCAUCGAUAUCGAGUGUCGAGUCUUUCGCAACCGCCGAAGAGGCUCUGUCAAGCAGGCAGAGCAUGGAUAGUAGCAGGAACGCCGACACCCUGGACGACUUGCCAGAGGAGUGCAGCACUCCUAGCACUCCUUCUACCGAGACGAUGGACAGCCCGAAGACGGAAAAGCGAGCGACAGUUACCGGGCUCGCUUCGCCUCUGUACGGGCUUUCCGGCCGACCCAGUCCGGAAGGGCAGGCAAGGCGAGAGGUGAUGUACUCGACGAUCCGCCGGCCGAUGAGCUCGAACGCAGCGACGAAAACACACCGGCCUUCCGUGUCCUCGUUCGACUCCACGGGCACGACACGGAGCUUCCCACUGGUCAAUAGGGGCAGCAAGACGUCAAGCACAGGAAUGCUCACCCCCGAGGGCGGGUCCCCGGAUCAGGCAGUGAGGUCGAUCACGACGUCUCUCAUGAGCGACACGACGGCCGCCUGCCAGGAGAUGCAGAACGGCGAGACGGCCAAGAACGACGCCGCCGCCCACGGCGGGCACAAGCACAACAUCAGCAUCAGCAGUACGGCAAGCCUCAUGCAGGAGAGCAGCACGACGGCCGGCAUCGAGACGCUGCCCCGAGACGACCAGUUUCUGGUCGAGCGUACGGUGGCGAGCCUGGGUCGGUGCGUCCUCGGCCUGACGGAGAGCGGCCGGGCGAGCGUAGAGGGCCGGAUGUACAGGAGGAGGAUCGAUGCUGCGAGGAGGAUCCUCGAGGGGACGGACCAGUCGUGA